AUGGAUAACAACCCGCAGGCCGUAGUGGCUGUUAAGGAAGAGCACGUCAUUAUCGAUGGAGUUCGAUUGAAAAAGACGACAGCAGUUGUUGCAACAGAACAAGGGUUAGUUUGUGCUGAUAACACUGAAAAUGUUCUCAAAGGUUUUAUUUAACGAGUUUGGUUAAGAAGAUGGAUCAGUUUACGGCGAUGAGAUCUAGUUCCUGUUCAACGCCUGUAAAAUAGAUUUUGUUAGCCUUUAAAACGAUGAUUCUACCGUAGGUUUUUACCUUUAAUUGAAUGAGUGGUUUGAUAUGAGCCAUUCAAUUGACUCCAUCAGCGGAUGACCAAGGCGGAAGUAAUGCUGAGUUCUGACUAAUUUCACUUGUUGUUCAUUCAACCUCUUAGUAAGCUUACUUCAACUGUAGCCGAGAAUUCACCAAAUCCUUUCUACCUGUUAUGAAAGUCUGCUUAAAUGUCUUUAAGUUAGUAGAAUUCGUUUGUACAAAGCGAGUGUUUUACAUAUUACUUUGCUUUCUUAAAUUUUUCGUUUUCAUGUUUAUGCGCCGAUGAUUUAGCCAAACAUUGCGACCUUGUUUGUGAAGCUUUGAUAUUUUGCUGUUAAAACUAUCCUAAGCACAACCAGAUAAUUUGGUUUUAUGAGUUGAUAAUGUAGAUGGUCCACCGUAAAGAGUUUCUAAGCUGACGUUUCGAACGUUAGCCCUUCGUCGGAGCGAUUGAUCUGCAAGCCAUCUGAACAUCUAUAGCUCGCCUUUAACAACUGUUUAUUGUAAUCGUAGAAAAACAUCACUUUCACCUUUUAGAAAGCUUUUACUAGGGACGAAAAAUUUUUUCCCCUCUGUUUCAGUACUUUGUGGGGAUUCUCGAGAAUUCGCCGCUAUACAUUCCGAUUUGGUUCCAAGGUAGAAAGAUAAAACGUAAAUAAGAAAUCAAGCCCUUGCUGGAACAUUCUUGGAACUCCUGAGUUUCCUCGGUAGACUUGGUAGGGGUUUCGUACGAUGACCAAUGAUAUCUGUCCUAUUGCAACUAUGUUUCGUCUCUCUCUUAGAUUCACUUUAUCUAAAAUGUGCAGGUGAAGACUUCUUUACUUUAGACAUUACUUUCAUUUUGCUAACACUUAAAUUUCUUUCAGCAUCUUGGCCAGGGAAGUGAUAGAGGCAAGUGAAGUCAAUUUGCCCCGAAGGUAAAAGUCUACAGUAAAUAUUAACCUUCAACAUAAGAGAAUUUUCUCAUUGAAAAUUGAGCCCCUGAUGUCACGUUAAGCUUCAAGGAGACUAAGACAAAAUCCUUCAACAAACAGCAAGAGUGGAAAAUGAAGAACAUCAAAACAGAUUGUAAAUGGAGAACUUUAGCAAUUAAGACAGGACGCGAUGCGAUCUCGGUUGAUAACAAUAAUCAUUGAUUAAUAAUGGUAAUGAUAAUAUAAGGAAUAAUAACAAGUAUUACAGACAUUAAAAACAUGCUUUCCCAAUGAUUUCGAAACAUUUAUUUUUUAUUUAUCGCUCUUGACGUACAAAAAUAACUAGAUGACUAUUUUAAAAACCAAUUAAGUAUUGCAUUGUCAAAGGAAUAUAAUUAUGAUACACACCUUGUAAAUAUGUUCUGGCCAGGUAAAAUUCUGCUUCAUUAUAGUUACAUGGCAUUUUGGAAGAAUUUUAAGCGGGGUUGUAUACGACAUAUGACUAGAGUUUGGGCAGAAGAGAGGAUCUGCAAAGUGUCACGAGGAGUUUGACAAGAGUUCAUGCCACAUCCAUUUUGAUGCAUGAUAUUUUGUUUUGGCCUUUUUCAGAACAUCUUCCGCACUACCUCCCCUUGGGGAAGUAGUUCUUCAUUAAGAAUCGAGGCAAUUCCUUUUCCCUCUUUUAGCAAUCUUAAUCCUAAGAGAGGAUCUUAAACCAUCUGCAACGUUAGCACUUGCCGAAGAGAGCCUGAAAAAAUUCAGGCAUCAACGGGAUUCGAACCCAGGCCUCUCAGAUACCAGCUGGGCGCUUCUACCGACUGAGCUACGAAGCCGUACGUUGGGGACACGAAUUUUAGGCUUAGAAAAUAUUUUUAAUUGAUAAGGUUUCAAAACUCUAAUUUGCUUCAUCAUUUUUCAGGUGUCUUCAUUGUCCUGUUGCUGCUUGUGGGUUAUUUGAUCUUUGGCGUUAUCGCUUUGGCAUGUUUAUCGCUGUAUUGUCUUUGCGAGUGCAUCUGCUCAGCUAGAGAUAACUGAGAAAUGGAUUACAUUAUUGGUUUAUCUACGGAGAUGAAUUUAAAUUGAAUCAAUAUUUAAUUAUCUAUAGCGUUUUCACUAAAUGUUUUAAAAAAUAACUUAAAUAGUUUGGGUUUUCAUUUCUUCGAAUUUGGCACUCUUGAACAGAUUUACUUCGGGUCAGUCAGAUCAAGGUGGUGAUCAAGUGCUAAACGGUUCCAUGCUUCAUCAAAAAAUUACCUCAGUUUCUUACUCAACCUCCAACAAAGCUGUUUUCAUAUUCAGUACAAAGCUAAGAAAUGAACUUAACUCGUACAGCAAUAUACAUGGUUGUUAGAACAGCAAUGCUAUUACAUAGUUUAGUAUAUGAGAGAAUGUUUUCCGGUAAGCUUGAAGAAUUACUUGAAUAAAGUUGCUUAAAGUAAAAUUACGCUCACUUCAUGACGUCAUAGUGAUGCCCCCAUCGUCGUUACUGAUUGGCUGGAACCAACCAAGGUCCUUUUUCCCCGAAAUACACAAAGUUCAAGUUGUUUGUCAGUGGAGUGUAGUCACACCUUAACGAUUCGACUUGGAAAUGAACAGCAACCUGCAGGCCGUAGUGGCAAAACUAAGGUACAGCAUGUCAUUAUCGAUGAAGUUCCAUUGGAAAACAAGACAGAAGUUGUUGAUACAGAGCAAAGAUUUGUUAAACUUAUCAUACUGAAAAUUUUUCCAAAGCUUUACUCUCAUGAGUUUUCCAGCGCAGGUAAAACUGUAGAUCUGUUUACGGGGAUGAGAUCUAAUCUACUGUUCAACCUAUGUAAAUGAAAGGAGAGUUGUUUAAGUCUGUAAGCGAAUUCAAUGGUUCAUUGGGAGUCAGUGUAGAUGACUUCAUAACCAGGAAAUAAUUCUGAGUUCUGACUCAUUUCGAUGAUUUCUGCUCUCGACCUCUUGGUAAGCUUGCUUAUAACCGAAAGUUCACCCCCUCUUCCACUUCUCUUUCUCCUUGCCUGUAUUAUAUCAUUACGUGAGAAAAAAUUUUCAUAAAACUGGAAUGAGUGUUAUACUUAUUUCUUCUUGUAGAAGAAACUUUGCUUUAUUCACAUCAAUUAUGUUGGUCUUUACACUGUAAUGAUUCAGCAAAAAUAUCUCAGUACUUUUUUCCUGAUACUUCGAUAUUUUGUGCGGAAAAGAAAAACAUUUUUCUAUUUUGGCCAGGACAUCUCCCCUACUAUCUCCUCCAGGGGUGGUUGUAGUAGAUUCUCGACCACCAUCAAAUGACAGCUGCGCUGACUUUUGUUUCAAGCAUGAAACCAGGUACAGCUGGUACGACUUACGGAGGAAAGCUAGGCAUUCAGAUGCUUUCAGAGCCUCACUUGUCAGGGCUCACUUUCAGGGCUCACUUUAGCUUACAAUCAAGCAAUCGGAAUUGUCUGGUCAAAUCAUUCCUUGGUCAAAUUGAAGUUAUUUAUUUAUGUACUUAUCAAUCCCCCAUCGUAUUUCUUUAUUUAUUCAUUUGUUUGAUUACUUAUCUUGGCUGUCGAACGGUAUUGAAUCGGCGCCCUGAAGAUCUUCGAUCUGAACAGCUGAUUUACGGAUAAGAAAAAAAAAUUAAACCUAGGAGGUGAAAUUUGGGAAGAGAGGUCUGUGCACAUCGAGUUAAACGCGGCAAAGUCCCAAUAAAAAAGCGUUUCUCUUAGUUUUUCCUGAUAAAAAGCAGUCAACAAGAAAAGAUUCCUGUUGUCGUUGGUUUGUGUUACACGUCCUAUUGUUGUAAGAAAAUCGAACAGAUACGAUUUUACGUUCGGCAAGCCGCAUUUACCCAAAAUGGAACUAGCUACUCUGAACCCACCUUGCCUUUGCUAAGUAACACUGGAAGAAAAAAAAGAACUUCAAGUAUUUGGAUUUCCCCUGCAAUUAAAGAUUGUGGCCGAUACUUCCAACAAUUCCUGUUAGGUUGGCAGGUAGGAUCUAUUUUUAAGGGUUUCAAGCUGAAUCGUAAACAUAAUCAGUUGAUCAGUUAAAAAGUCUCUAUAUGUGAUUAGUUUCAUCGUUUUUCAGGUACCUGCUUUGUCAUGUUGCUUCUGGUGGGUUAUGUGAUUUUUGGAGUUGUCAUUUUGGCAUUAUAG
Molecule: messenger RNA, 4301 nt
Organism: Pocillopora meandrina
Lineage: Eukaryota; Metazoa; Cnidaria; Anthozoa; Scleractinia; Pocilloporidae
Source: the annotation of a GenBank genome assembly